GCUGUGGAAGGAGGACACCUGGGUGGCGCUGUGCGGCUGCGCAUGUGAGCGCAGGGGGCUGAUAGCGAGAUUACACGCUCUCCCUGCCGCAGGCGUGGCGUAAUCCCAGUAGAGAGACUUUGGUGGUGGCCACGCCUCCAUUCCCGUGACUCCAUGAUAGCUUCGUUUUCGUUCUUCCGUUUCCUUGUGGAUAGGUGGACUCCAGCAACUCUCGUGCUCGUUGGACUUCGAGUUCUCCGCAACCACACAAACACACGAACUCGUCUUCCUCCUCUCGCUCAUUUAAUUUCACAUGUUCUUAAUGUUCUCCGUGCAUUUAUACAUGAACUUAAUCUUGACAAUGGCAGGGUAAUAAUAACGAUGGAACUCUGACGUCAUCUGCUCCCGGGUGACAGUCCCUUGGGUCACGUGGAUCGAGGAGUUGCAUGGGUCGUCUAUCUCGAUCUGACCUGACAGCACCGAGUCAAGGCAGAUCAAAACGUCGACCGAGGCACAUCACCAUCUUGUAAGAGCACGGUCCUUCACGCAACCCCAACGUCGGUGUCAGACGCCUUUCCAGGUAUGGUCCUACUCCCUACAAGCGGACACAUCAGGAAACGAUGAUCUUCCCUAUAAAAACUCUCGCGUUCGGAACGAGGAGGAAGAGGAAAAACACCCAUAAGACUAUCGACUGACUUGAUCGUCGGAGGGGUCGGGUCAAGAGAGCCUCCCACCAUGCGUCCAGGCGAGAAGUUCCCUCCCAAAAGAAACGACUGUCCCGUCGAGACCGAACCAACGUAGUCAACUAUCUCAACACUCUCAAGGAUAGUCCAGGAAGAUUUUCGCUCAUUCGGAUCCGAACAUAACCGUGUUGGUCCCGAGAUCACGACUUAAAGUUGUUGAUACUAACACGCAUAAAGAAAAAGAGAAAAGAGAAAGAAAGAGAGAGAGAGUUUUUAUAUCAUAUAUCAGACAUGUCAGAAAUGAGAUGCAUAUGAAUAACCAAAAGAUAUAGGAAUCGUUACGAAAGAGUAUAGUUAUGUUGUAAUUUAGAAAAUGGUAGGGGCUUAAUUAUAAAAGCGUCCGUAUCUGUAUACCUAUGGACGGUCUCAAUCUCAUCAACAUAGUAGACUAGCAUAGCACACAAAAAGUGGUAUGGGUGGCGGGACACCGUCCACGGGAUGCCUCACUGAGAGACCACGAUGCGGUCGACGCCAUCGGAUCACUGCCGUCGAUUCGUCUGUCUUCUGCGGCGCGAAUAGCGUGCCCUCUCGUUUGCGGUUCCACUGCUAUUCCCCCCUCUCUCGCACUCAGCCCUAUCACCAUCGCAUCGAUCGCCGUAUUCUACUCCCAAGAGCGCGUCUUUUUUGAUCCAUUUGAUUUCUGCUGACGUUUUCGUAUCUUUCCCUCGAUCCCUACGUAUCUUUUGAUCGCCAUAUUUAUUUCCUGGCUGCUGCGAUCUUCUGGUUCUUCUUCCCAUCGGAUACCCAACCACUGUAUUUAAUGCUCGUUUUCUUGAUCUUUGGAGGUUUCUUUUCGUGGGAGGAAUAUUCUGGUAGACUGUCCUUAUUCUUGUUUUGGGAAUUCUUCUUCGUGUUCGCUUCGUCGUUUUCUGUUUUGUUUCCUCGUUUGCCAAACGCAUUCUUAGCGUGGCUGAAGAAUCAGACAUUUUGACGCGAAGAAGCUGGAGCUCUGAUUUCUGAUUUCGGAUUGCGGCGUCAAGAUUGGAUCUUGAUUCUCGUUGCUGGAUCUGCCUGAGGUUUGGCGGGUUGCGGACCUCCGAUUACCCGGCGCAGAGAAUUCUAGAUUUUGGCGGUGGUUGAUUAGGGAAAAGAAGAAGUUUUCAGGGAGGCUUUGCUGGAUUUUACCCGCUGUUUUAUUGGUCUUAAAUGAUGGCAGACCGGUUUUGAUUUGGUUCUUUGAACUUUGGAAGAACUAUUUGGAAGCCCUCGUUUUUUUGGAUUUAGGAUUCGCAGUACCAUCCAAUGAGGUUUUGGAAUGGUUUUCGGCUUCGUUUCAUGUAAAAAGUGGUUCCUUGAUUUUAUUGCAUCGUUUAGUACGCUCGCGUGACUGCGGUGGGGGAAGGAGUAAGUAGUUUCUUAUGGGCUGUGCUUCCUCCAAAGGAAUCUCGGGAGAUGACGGCCCCAAGUUUCGGCGGCCCAAGGCUUCGAGGAGGAGAAUGUUUUCUUCAUCAAGGAGGGAGGAAGUUGGGGAGGUAAAUGCCGAUGCUCGUGUUGGCCGUGAUAGGAGCAGCACGGCAUGGCUUAUAUCGAACUCGCAAAGGAGCGGCGCCACUUCCCCACCUCCUUUGGUGGGUGACAGCAAGAAUGAAGGGGCUGGGCACCAGAGCCGGAUAACGGUGGGUGCUCGUCCGAAUGUGUUACAGCCGGGUUCAGUGGUUGUCAAUAUGGAGGCAUUGGAGGAACAAAAUCUGGUGAUCUCUCGCAUAUCAGACGGGUUCAAUUUUGAGCAUGUUGCAGCAGGUUGGCCUUCUUGGCUCACAGCUGUUGCAGGGGAUGCAGUCAAAGGGUGGCUGCCACGCAGAGCAGAUUCCUUUGAUAAUUUCAACAAGAUUGGGCAAGGAACUUAUAGUAGUGUGUACAAAGCGCGUGAUCUUGAAACUGGCAAAACUGUUGCACUUAAGAAAGUCCGAUUUGAUAAUACGGAUCCUGAAAGUGUACGGUUUAUGGCAAGGGAAAUAUACAUUCUACGUAGACUUGAUCAUCCAAAUGUUGUGAAGCUCGAAGCUCUAGUUACAUCAAAAAUGUCAUGUGACUUAUAUCUUGUUUUUGAAUAUAUGGAGCAUGAUAUUUCUGGACUUGUAGCAACUUCCUGUGUCAAGUUUACUGAACCCCAGGUUAAGUGCUAUAUGCAGCAGCUGCUUUGUGGGCUUGACCAUUGUCAUGGCCGUGGUGUCUUGCAUCGAGACAUCAAGGGUUCAAAUCUUUUGAUUGACAACAAUGGGAUUUUAAAAAUAGCAGACUUUGGAUUAGCUACAUUUUAUAAUCCUGACCAAAAGCAGGAAUUAACAAGCCGUGUGGUAACACUGUGGUAUCGUCCUCCUGAGCUCUUGCUGGGCGCUACAGAGUAUGGUGUUGCUGUUGAUAUGUGGAGUACCGGUUGCAUUAUCGCGGAAUUGCUUGCUGGGAGGCCUAUCAUGCCAGGAAAGACUGAGGUAGAGCAAUUGCAUAAGAUAUUCAAGUUAUGUGGCUCACCGUCUGAGGAGUUCUGGAGGACAUCAAAGCUGCCCCAUGGUACUUCUUUUAAACGCCAACAACCCUAUCCACGCUGUGUAAGGGAAACAUUUAAGGAUUUCCCUUCUUCAGCAUUAGCUCUUGUUGAUCGUCUACUUUCAAUAGAUCCAGCAAUCCGAGGAACAGCUGCUUCCGCGCUCCAUAGUGAAUUUUUCACUACAAAGCCUUUUGCCUGUGACCCUUCAAGUUUGCCAAAAUAUCCUCCGAGCAAGGAAUAUGAUGCUAAACUUCAGAAUGAAAAAGCUAGAAGGCUGUCAAAGAGCAGCAACUAUCAAGUAUAAUGGAGUUGAAUUUCAAAGUAGGAAGGAAAUGCUUGCUUGUGAUGGCAACAUGGAAUCACAGGACUGUCUGCUGGCCCAGAAAUAAGAACACCUGUAUCACAUGUACCUCAGGCAGGAGCUGCAGACUUGCCCAUUGCAUCAGGUUCAAUGGUUGCAAGAAGCGAUAGUAGACAGAGUGCUAAGUGCACACAUACGUUAAGGAAUCAAGUAGCCUCCAAAUACAAUCAUCUUGGUUCUGCCGAUUCAUCUGAGAAGCGAGAAUGGACUCUUCACUUGCUUGAUGGGCAUUCGUCCUCUCACAAGAAGGAUGAUAGGAAAGAAGACAAGGAAUCAACAACUGGUGUGGCUCUAAGAACCGAAUUCACUACUCUGGGCCAUUGAUGCCGCCAGGGAGGGACACCAAAGAGAUGCUCAAAGAGCACGUGAGACAAGUCCACCUGGGUGUACGCAGAGCCUGUCUUGACAGAGCCAAAGUCAAGAAUUAUGGCGAGAGGACUCAGUUUGAAGCCUUUCUCUGUUCUAGCAGGAACGGCAGGUUUGCAACAUGCAUUUCAAAUUGCGAGAAAGAAGGUUGUGCUUUAGCAUUAGUUUCAGACUCAGCAGUGGCUUUAGCUGCUCAAUGUGUAGAUGCAACCCAUUCUAUGGUCAGUAAAUAUGAUAGGAGCUAUUUACAACUUUCUUGGAGAACUGCCAGAACAAAAAAGAAAAAAGAAACAUUAAAGCUCUACGUUUCUGGUUCAGGAUGGUGCAUUAUUGAACAUAUAGGUUGUGUGAAAGCCGUAAAGCCUUCAAUAGCAGAUCAUGUAUGACAGAUCUAUAGAAGUGAACAAACAAGUUUAGCAAAAAUUGAUUUUUUGUGAUUUA
Molecule: messenger RNA, 4378 nt
Organism: Musa acuminata AAA Group (dessert banana)
Lineage: Eukaryota; Viridiplantae; Streptophyta; Magnoliopsida; Zingiberales; Musaceae
Product: probable serine/threonine-protein kinase At1g09600
Exons: 9
Coding region: 2081-3514 (477 amino acids)
Biological process (GO): positive regulation of transcription elongation by RNA polymerase II; protein phosphorylation
Cellular component (GO): nucleus; cyclin-dependent protein kinase holoenzyme complex
Molecular function (GO): RNA polymerase II CTD heptapeptide repeat kinase activity; ATP binding
Source: RefSeq, a predicted model, not a curated record